GUGACGUAGACUGACUUGCGGCUCUUCCCAUCCAACGUGGGCUGUGGAUGUGGCAGCGGAGCAGCGACAGUCCGGCUGAAUACGUGUCUCCUCUCAGCUCUCUCAGGUGUAGCUCACGUGGUUUCUAGAUUUCCACUCUAUCAGGUGUCCUCAGGUGUCAGUGCCAUGUUUGCCAGGCUGGCCCUCUGCUCGCGCCUGCCCCCCAGAAACAGGCUGUCAUACAUCCAUCCAGCCUCCAUCAGAACGUUUUCUCAGAACAAAUUCUCUCUCCCGCGGCCUCAUGGGAAAUCUUUUGUCCACCGCAGUGAGUUAAAACAGGCCAAACGUAUCGUGGUGAAGUUGGGGAGUGCUGUGGUGACCCGGGGAGAUGAGUGCGGGCUGGCACUGGGACGUCUGGCCUCCAUAGUGGAGCAGGUGGCCGUGCUGCAGAAUCAGGGCAGAGAGAUGAUGAUUGUAACGAGCGGAGCCGUGGCGUUCGGGAAGCAGAGACUGAGACAUGAGAUCCUUCUGUCUCAGAGCGUCCGACAGGCCCUGCAUUCUGGACAGAACCAGCUCAAAGAAAUGUCAGUGCCAGUUCUGGAGGCGAGGGCGUGUGCAGCUGCAGGACAGAGCGGCCUGAUGGCGUUGUAUGAAGCCAUGUUCACUCAGUACAGCACCUGCACUGCUCAGAUUCUGGUCACAAACCUGGACUUUCACGAUGAGCAGAAGCGUCGUAACCUGAACAGCACGCUGCAUGAGCUACUGAGGAUGAACAUCGUCCCGAUCAUCAACACCAACGAUGCCGUCGUCCCUCCCCCUGUUCCCAACAGCGACCUGCAGGGGGUGAAUGUGAUAAGCAUCAAAGAUAACGACAGCCUGGCUGCUCGGCUCGCCGUAGAGAUGAAAGCUGACCUCCUCAUCGCCCUCUCUGAUGUGGAAGGUUUAUACGACAGCCCCCCGGGAACAGACGACGCUAAGCUCAUUGACAUAUUUUAUCCCGGAGACCAGCAGUCAGUCAAGUACGGCACGAAGUCCAGAGUCGGCAUCGGAGGCAUGGAAGCCAAGGUGAAAGCAGCGCUGUGGGCUCUGCAGGGCGGGACGUCGGUGGUCAUCGCUAGCGGCACACAUCCUAAAGUCACGGGUCACGUCAUCACGGACAUCAUGGAGGGGAAGAAAGUGGGCACCUUCUUCUCUGAAGUGAAACCUGCAGGUCCGACUGUGGAGCAGCAGACGGAGAUGGCUCGACAUGCAGGCCGGACUCUGGCCUCCCUGCAUCCUGAACAGAGAGGUGAGAUCAUCUGCUCUCUUUCCGAGCUGCUAACAGAGAAGAAGGAAGAGAUCCUCAGUGCCAACAAGAGAGACCUGGAGCUAGCUGCAUCCUCAGGUCGUAUGUCCCAGGCGAUGAUAAACCGCCUCAGUCUGUCGACUGCUAAGCUGAACAGCCUCGCCAUCGGCCUGCGUCAGCUCGCCGUGUCCUCCAGAGACAGCGUGGGUCGGGUCCUGAGGAGGACCAGGGUGGCCAACAACCUGGAGCUGGAACAGAUCACCGUCCCCAUCGGAGUCCUGCUCGUCAUCUUUGAGUCCCGCCCCGACUGUCUCCCACAGGUGUCGGCUCUGGCUAUAGCCAGUGGAAACGCGUUGCUGCUGAAGGGGGGAAAAGAAGCUUCACACACCAAUAAAAUCCUCCACCAGCUCACUCAGGAAGCUCUCUCCAUUCAUGGAGUCACGGACGCCAUCCAGCUGGUGAGCACACGUGAAGAAGUGGACGAUCUGUGCAGGCUGGACAAGCUGGUCGACCUGAUCAUUCCACGCGGCUCGUCUCAGCUGGUCCGAAACAUCCAGCGGGCGGCGAAGGGAAUCCCUGUGCUCGGUCACAGCGAGGGCGUCUGCCACGUUUACAUCGACCAGGACGCCAGCAUAGACAAAGCCAUCGAUGUUGUCAGAGACUCCAAGUGUGACUACCCCGCAGCCUGCAACGCCAUGGAGACGCUGCUCAUCCACAGAGAUCUACUGAGAACUCCCAUCUUUGACCAGCUCAUCGACAUGCUGAGAACAGAACAUGUAAAGAUCCAUGCAGGCCCCAGGUUUGCGUCCUAUUUGACCUUCAGCCCGUCCGAGGUGAUGUCUCUGAGGACGGAGUAUGGAGACCUGGAGUGCUGCAUCGAGGUGGUGGAUAGCAUGCAGGACGCCGUGGACCACAUCCACAAAUACGGUAGCUCGCACACUGACGUCAUCGUCACGGAGAGCGAGGAGACGGCUGAGCAGUUCCUGCAGCAGGUGGACAGCGCCUGUGUUUUCUGGAACUCCAGCUCUCGCUUUGCAGAUGGAUACCGCUUCGGAUUAGGAGCUGAGGUUGGAAUCAGCACGGCGAGGAUACACGCCAGAGGUCCGGUGGGCUUGGAGGGGCUUCUGACCACCAAAUGGGUCCUUCGAGGGGAGGGGCACACUGUGGCCGACUUCUCUGAGCAGGGCAGCAUGAAAUACCUUCAUGAAAACAUCCCCGUGCCUCAGGGGAGCUUCAGCUAAGACCCUGGCCAAAGGAACGUCAUCAGGAGGGGAAAUAACUGAUAACUGCAGAGUUUGUUUUACAGUUUUUAAGUGACAGUAGCACUUCAACGUCACAGCUGCUGCUACAUCCAUCACCUGUAAGAAUCCACCGACCUGCAUGCAGGACAGACGCUUCUGCUACCAGACGAGAAGUUCGUGUUUUUUUAUGAACGUGUGCGUAAACCUGGAACUCCGUUUUUUAAAGAUUGAUGCUAAUUAGUGAGAAAAGUAGUGAGUGGUUGUUACAGGGCUGAGUAAUGACAUAAUUAUGGAAACUAAAGACGUGUGUGUGUGUGUGUGUGUGUGUGUGU
Labrus mixtus (cuckoo wrasse) is the source of this 2837-nucleotide messenger RNA. RefSeq names its product delta-1-pyrroline-5-carboxylate synthase-like. Bases 166 to 2505 code for a protein of 779 amino acids. NCBI's taxonomy places the organism in Eukaryota, Metazoa, Chordata, Actinopteri, Labriformes, Labridae. The transcript is spliced from 17 exons. Gene Ontology annotation, cellular component: mitochondrion; cytoplasm. Gene Ontology annotation, molecular function: glutamate-5-semialdehyde dehydrogenase (NADP+) activity; glutamate 5-kinase activity; ATP binding. The record is from RefSeq and is a predicted model, not a curated record.